Molecule: messenger RNA, 216 nt
Organism: Penicillium soppii
Lineage: Eukaryota; Fungi; Ascomycota; Eurotiomycetes; Eurotiales; Aspergillaceae
Exons: 1
Coding region: 1-216 (71 amino acids)
Source: RefSeq, a predicted model, not a curated record
AUGACUCUUCCAUUCUUUCAAAAGCUCAGUUCAACUAAUGCCACUGAGCCAUCAACUUCUCAAGACAAUACAGGCCCAGAGAAGUCGUGGAAACCGACGUUCGACCGCCGGCAGAGCUGGAGUAGCCAGGACCACAAACAUCAGCUGCAGGAACGAUUACUCGAUUCUGAAAAGGGAAAGGAGAUGGGAUUUACAGAAGCGCAUAGUGGGGACUAG